Schistosoma rodhaini is the source of this 3434-nucleotide messenger RNA. NCBI's taxonomy places the organism in Eukaryota, Metazoa, Platyhelminthes, Trematoda, Strigeidida, Schistosomatidae. The record is from the annotation of a GenBank genome assembly.
AUUAAUAUAUUGGACAGUGGAAUCAAAGCAGCUUAACAAAGUGACAAAAAGUGAUUCAAGCAAACAAAUUGUUCAAUGACCGAAAAAAUAAGGGGACAAACAAAACAUAUAGAAACAAUAAACAAGUAUGCUACAUUCACAAGUACAUCUGUUGCUACUUGCAAUUCGUAACUCUCAGCGCAAAAAUCGAAACUUGUUGUCAUAGUAAUAAAAUUUUACGGGCUAAUUGAAAAUGAAGGACGGAAGCACCAUUGUUUUCAAAAAACGAUAUACUGUGAUUAAAAAGCUCGGAAAAGGAGCGAGCGGGAAAACGUACUUAGUGGAGGACUCCCACGAAUCUCAAAAUUGCACGAAGGUUUUGAAAGCUCUGAAGUGCAUAAAACUUGAUGACAAUUCAGCAGCGGUUCAAAGAGAUUAUGAAAAAGAAGCCCACUUACUAUCGAGUCUGAAACAUCCUUAUAUACUUCGUAUUCAUGAAAGUUUUGUUGAUAAAGAUAGGUUCUGCAUUGUGUCGGAAUUUUGUGAAGGGGGUGAUCUAACCAAUUACUUAAAACAAGUGAAGAGUAAAGGAGAACGUAUCAGUGAAAAAAAUAUUGGAAAAUGGCUUGUACAACUUAUACUGGCCACAGUUUAUAUGCACAAAAACAAAAUACUUCAUCGUGACUUAAAAACAAGUAAUAUAUUUCUAAAGAAUGGAAAUAUUAAAGUUGGUGAUUUCGGUAUUUCGCGUUCACUGGCCACAACUGAAGAACUGGCAACUACGUUUAUUGGGACUCCUUAUUACAUGAGUCCGGAAGUUUUGAAGUAUGAAGGAUAUAAUAAUAAAUCAGAUAUUUGGUCAAUUGGAAUAAUUCUGUAUGAACUAUGCACCCAAAGAAGAGCAUUCACUGGAACUAAUCUAAUGCGUGUUAUGUGGCAGGUUAUAAAUGAUCCUUGUCCUCAGCUACCAGAAAUUUAUUCAAAAGAAUUGCAAGACGUUUUAGAACUAAUGUUAAAGAAGACUCCCCAAGAAAGACCAUCUGCUUCAGAGCUUCUUCAAUCAAAUGUAGUUCACUCGUACUUACGUGAUUUAUACAAAGAAACCAUAUUUCACAUGCAAAAUGAAUUAUCUGAUGAAAGUCGGAAGAAUGAGAAUGAAUCUAAUAGACUUAUAUCGUUUGAAGAAUUUAUUAGUUCACCUGAUUCAGUUUUACAUAAACAACAGUCAAUUGAAGACGCUGAAAAGUUUCCAAUACAAUCAAAUGAAGAGACUGAAGAGAAUACAGAACAUUCAGAAGAUCAGUACUUAACACCACGUCAAAAAAUUAAAUUAAAUAAAGCAACUGAAUCAGAUAAAACUAUUGCAGUCUUAAGAGAUUUAGCAGAACAGCUUACACAUACUCGAAAUAGUUUAAAUUCUACCAAGGAAACACAACUGUUCACCUGGCAGAAAGGAUAUCCAUCAUUGAAUCAUAUAUGGCCUACAAUUCAAAUGCCAACAGAGAAACUGCUAAAUGAAUUAAAAAAUCUUUAUUCAGAGAAAAUAAACAAUGAAAUAAGCGUGACAGAUGAACUAGAUGAUGAUUUGGAAAUUGGAGGUGAUUUAUCUUUGCCAAAGAGACCAGGUUUAAAAGACGAUAAAAAGUUACUAGGUAAAGGUCCAGGUGCUGAAGAUGAAAGUCUUGGAACAUUUAAUUUUUCAAAUUUUACAAAACAUGGAAGUGAACAAAUCGAAGAUUUAACUAACAAUACGAGUUUUACUGAAAUAAAAUUUUUUUAUCCUUUACCUAGAUUAACUAGUCCAAUUUAUGAUUAUGUCAUAAUGAACGAAUUUAAGAAACAAGUUGAUAAUAAUGAUGACCCUAAUAUUAUUAAAAAGGAUAACAAUAAUCAAGAGAAUUUGUUUAUACGUCGACAACUUACGUUUCCAGAAAUGUUAAAUCAAAAUUAUACACAAUCAGCAAGACAGUUAAGUGAUAUUAAUAGUUCCAAAUUGAAAUGUAAUAGUGUAUUUACUGACGAUACUCAACUAAUGGAAACUUAUUACACAAAUUAUGAUAAUGAACUGUUAAAUUAUACAAAAAAUUUUAAUGAGGAGAAUUCAAAAGAAUUAAUUAAAAAUGAAAAUAUUAUUCAAAAUGAUUUGGAAGAUAUAGAAAAUCAAGAUAAUGAAGAUUCAACUGAUACAUUGAACGAUGUACUUGUUUGCAUGAAAGCAGCUUUGUAUCACCCUGAAGACAGUAAUACAAUAAUCUUGGAUGAUGAAGCAAAGGACAUAUUUAGUCCAGAGGCUAAAGCUAAAAGAAUUGAUGCUUUAAAAAAAUAUUGCAUCAACAAACUUGGCGAAAAAGAAUUUCACAAUGCUUACCAUUAUCUUUAUCAAAAACGUAUUUUGGAAAAUAAUCAAUCUGGUGAAUUAACAAUACUAAAUGGCUUAAAAUGUUAUUGUUCCGACGUGACUACCGGCUUUCUACUUGAUCAUUUAUUAUUUCUUGAAAAUGAUGCACUAAAACAAACAAUAAAUAUUCAAUUAUCUGAAUCUAUUCAUCAAAUCUUAAAUGAUAAUUUGCCAUUUUAUACGUAAGCUAAAUUACGUAAACAUAACUAAUUCAUGGCUGUGAAUUUUAUUUCUAUCUCUGAUUUUUCUAAACGUAGACUAUAGUUCUCAUUAUUUGGAAAAUUUUCCAUUCUAUUUCUAAGAAUAACAGUUACUAUUGUUGUUUACUUUUUCAUAACCUAUUUUAUUUUAUGAUUAACAACUACUUAUCUUAUAGAUUUUCUGCCCUGAAAACAUUUCUUAUUUUGUAGUUUCUAUUCUAAUUUGAAAUGAUUCCAUCCACCAAUAAAUAUACAGUUUUAGAAGUUACCUUUUAUUAACCUGUCAUUUUUUAUUGUUACGCUUAAUUAUUAAACAAGUGAGAUUUUCGAAAUUAGAUUUCCAUUUUUCAGAUAAUGCUUUGAGUUUAAGAAUAGUGGGACAAAUGCAUUCACUCUGUUUCUUCACUUAGAUCUUGAGUUUUAAAAUCAUCUUAUUCUUAAAGAUCAUUAAACUCUCAACAGUGGUAUAUUUUUGUCGCUGUUUACUACUAUAUUGACCACUAGGUUCUUUGUAUUAGAUAAACCAUUUAUAGUUUACUAAGUAAGCUUUUUAAUGUUUUUGUUUGUGAUGGUGAGUUCACAAAGCAAUAGACAGCCUUCCCUCUAUUUCACAUCUAGUGGUUACUUGAGGUCACAACGUGAAACAAUCAAAUAAUAUUGUCUUACUUCUUUUUCCCAGCAGUUUAGUCAUCCAUUGUCGGCGGAAAAAGAAAAGUAACGUUCUCAAUCUUAUGAAAAGUUAAAUAAACUUCAAUACGUUAAAAAAUUCACUUUCACGCAUUAUAUCUGAUUCUAGUGGUCCAUAUAUUUGAGCUUGCUCUAAUCAGUUCCAUCAUAUACUUCGACUAAGGCAUAAG